CGCGAGCCCGUUUCUCGCUAAGAAACGCUCAGGGUCAAGUAGGCGCGCACACAGGGGCAGGCGCAGGUCACCUGCAUGCCGAAGCGAUCAGAGUGGACGAGGACUGCUUUGGCCUUCUCCUCAGGCUCCUUAGACUCCUUCCCAGACUCCGACUCCAACCCCACUUCCUCCGGCUGGAACAGGUAAACUGAGGAGAGACCAUCCAGAGCCCGGGGCACGCUUCCAUGGGGUAUCAGCACCGUUGCCGCCGCUGCCGCCGCCGCCGCCGCCGCCUCCUAACACGACUUGCUAGCGCGAGGGGGCGCCGCUUCCUGGAGCCACGUCUCGGCUUCCGGGCGCUCUAGUGCCUAGCUCAUCACAGAAAGCCAGCGGGGACUUCCCCUUCCGGCCGGCUCCGGCGCUCAACUGGUGCAGGUCAGCUCGGCGUGCUCUCCGUAUUAUUGCGUCCGCCUUCCCCGUGGUAGCGCGGGAAACGCCUCCUCACCGCGCCGCGCGCAGACGCAGCGCUGAGGACCCAGAACAAAGAAUGACCUGCAGAGCUGGAGUCAUGGCGGCCGCGGAGCAGAACCUUGUCGUUCCUGGGGCCCCCGCUCAGCCGCGGGAGAAAGAGGAAGGAGCGGGCCUGAGCUUAGAGCCGGAGCGUAAGUCAGCGAGAUCUUCGUCGACUCCUGAGGCCCCACCGCCUGCCCACGAGCCCUCCAACCCCAAGGCCGCGGUCCCCGAAGAGAUCCCUACGCCUCCCGCGGCGGCCUCCGUGACCCCGGCGCUGCCCCUCGGGCCCGCUUCCCUGAGCCCUGCGCCGCUUCCCGAAGCCGCUCCGCGCUCCCCGCCAGGCCCUGGCUCCCGGCCCGGCCCGGAGACGUUCCGCCAGCGUUUCCGGCAAUUCCGUUACCAAGAUGCGGCAGGCCCACGGGAGGCGUUCCGGCAGCUGCGGGAGCUCUCCCGCCAGUGGCUGCGGCCCGACAUCCGCACGAAGGAGCAGAUCGUGGAGAUGCUGGUGCACGAGCAGCUGCUUGCCAUCAUGCCCGAGGCGGCGCGGCCUCGUCGGCUUCCCCGCCGCCCCAAUGCGCGCAUCACUGGCUGAGCGGCGGAGCUGCGGCCGGCCGGGCCAGUAGCUCCCUGGACUGGAGCCAUGAUCGGGUCCCAGGGCCAGAGCUUGUCUUCCCAUUCCGCGUUAAUGAAAAACGAGUUUUGGCAGCCCCUGUAAUCUGGUGUGUCCCUUUUGUCCCGUUAGUCCCCGAGUUUAUUUUCCCGAGCCUGUUUUCGACCUUUCUGGCAGUGGCGAAACCAAAUUGGGAGCCCGUGAGAAUAAAGCUUGUUUCCUAUUCA
Molecule: messenger RNA, 1329 nt
Organism: Manis javanica (Malayan pangolin)
Lineage: Eukaryota; Metazoa; Chordata; Mammalia; Pholidota; Manidae
Source: RefSeq, a predicted model, not a curated record